Messenger RNA from Corythoichthys intestinalis (scribbled pipefish), 3365 nucleotides. RefSeq names its product netrin 1b (gene ntn1b). Bases 226 to 2031 code for a protein of 601 amino acids. Gene Ontology annotation, molecular function: protein binding. The record is from RefSeq and is a predicted model, not a curated record. The transcript is spliced from 7 exons. Gene Ontology annotation, cellular component: basement membrane. Lineage: Eukaryota; Metazoa; Chordata; Actinopteri; Syngnathiformes; Syngnathidae. Gene Ontology annotation, biological process: tissue development; animal organ morphogenesis; substrate adhesion-dependent cell spreading.
AGAGGUGUGACUGAGUGUGGAAACACACAGGCAGAGAGACUCGCAGCCAGUCGGCCUUCAAUGUCAUUUUAUCUUUAUUAGAAGAACGAAAUUCAACUUGUUUAGUGCACUCAUAGGGAAGGUUAUGAAUCAUAUAUGUGUGUUUUUUGCAGCAUUUUGACUGACUGAGUAGAUUUUAUUGCUUCUUUUUCUGACAGGAGAAGUCAUCGCAGCGCACGGACUACAAUGCAAAGCAAUUGGGAGGUUUGCCUCACCUUAAUGACACUCUGCGCCCUGACCGAGAAGGUCUUUGGGGGCUACGGUCUGAGCAUGUUUGCCGCCCAGUCCUCCCCUCCGGACCCGUGCUACGACGAGAACGGCAACCCUCGAAGGUGCAUCCCCGACUUUGUCAACUCAGCCUUCGGUAAGGACGUGCGCGUGUCCAGCACGUGCGGCACCCCCGCGGCCAGGUACUGCGUGGUGACCGAGAAGGGAGACGACAGGACGCGGGACUGUCACACCUGCGACUCGGGGGAUCCCAAGAAGUGUCACCCGUCCGCUUAUUUGACUGACCUGAACAACCCGCACAACCUCACCUGCUGGCAAUCGGAGAACUACGCGCAAUAUCCGCAAAACGUCACGCUCACUUUGUCUCUGGGCAAGAAGUUCGAAGUCACCUACGUGAGCCUGCAGUUUUGCUCACCUCGCCCAGAAUCCAUGGCCAUAUACAAGUCCAUGGACUACGGCAAGUCUUGGGUGCCCUUCCAGUACUACUCGACCCAGUGCAAGAAGAUGUACAACCGGCAGAACAAGGCUGUGAUCACCAAGCAGAACGAGCAGGAGGCCAUCUGCACGGACUCCCACACGGACAUGCACCCGCUGACCGGGGGUCUCAUCGCCUUCAGCACUCUGGACGGGAGACCCUCGGCGCACGAUUUUGACAACUCGCCGGUCCUCCAGGACUGGGUGACGGCCACCGAUAUUAAGGUGAUCUUCAGCCGGCUGCACACCUUCGGGGACGAGAACGAGGACGACUCGGAGUUGGCACGAGACUCGUACUACUACGCCGUGUCGGACCUGCAGGUGGGCGGACGGUGCAAGUGUAACGGUCACGCGUCCAAGUGCGUCAAGGACAGAGAGGGUCAUCUCGUGUGCGAGUGUAAGCACAACACGGCGGGACCCGAGUGCGACAGGUGCAAACCAUUCCACUAUGACCGACCGUGGCAGCGCGCCACCGCGAGGGAAGCCAACGAAUGUGUCGCCUGCCACUGCAAUCUUCACGCUCGUCGCUGCCGCUUCAACAUGGAGUUGUACAAGCUGUCGGGCCGCAGGAGCGGCGGAGUGUGCCUCAACUGUCGUCACAACACGGCGGGACGUCAUUGCCACUACUGCAAGGAAGGUUUCUACAGGGACAUGACCAAAUCCAUUUCACAUCGGAGAGCUUGCAAAGCGUGCGACUGCCAUCCAGUCGGAGCAGCAGGGAAGACGUGUAACCAAACGACAGGCCAAUGCCCUUGCAAGGACGGAGUUGCUGGGAUCACCUGUAACCGCUGUGCAAAGGGCUACCAGCAGAGUCGCUCUCCUAUCGCCCCCUGCAUCAAGAUUCCAGUUGCAUCCCCUACAGCGACAUACAGCAGCUACGAUGAGACUUCAGAUUGUGAAUCCCACUGUAAAACUUCCAAAGGGAAGAUGAAAAUCACCAUGAAGAAGUACUGUAAAAAAGACUAUGCUGUCCAGGUGCACGUCCUCAAAGGAGACAAGGCAGGCGAGUGGUGGAAAUUCACCGUCAACAUCAUAUCUGUCUACAAACAAGGCGAGCAGCGCAUCCGCCGCGGGGACCAACUGCUGUGGGUGCGUUCCAAGGACGUAGCCUGCAAAUGCCCCAAGAUCAAACCCGGCAGGAAGUACCUGCUCAUGGGCUCGGACGAUGACGACUCCCCCGGGCAGAGCGGUGUGGUGGCGGACAAGGGAAGCCUGCUCAUCCCUUGGAAAGACUUGUGGGGACGCCGCCUCCGGAAGUUCCAGCAGCGCGACAAGAGGGGAAAGUGCUAAAGGUUGGAAGAGAGAGCGAGAAAAGGGAGAAAGGGAAAUCUCCAAUGGAAUGCAAGGAAAUGGAGAUUACAAAAAAACUGGAAGAAUCAUUCCUAGAAAGAUCAAGGUGAAAAGUAAAAGUGAUGACUGAGUGCUGCUGCUCUGAUUUUGGACAAAAGAUUUUUUUUUUUAAAUUUAAAAAAACAUUUUAUUUUUCUUGAAGGAGGUCAUUCUGUUUCUGUUUGCAGAGUUUGCACCUAAUGCUAGGGAUGAGUUACAUGUCAAAAAACCCUUUUCAUCAGUAACCAACUUUGGGGAAAUGUCCUGACUUGAACACGAUUUGACCAUAAAUGUUUAAAAAAAAAAAGCUGCCAUAUUUUUCUCCGGUGAAAUUGUGAAAGUGUUCAUGGCUGUGGUCUUAUUAUGAGCAGCUCCUACAAAUACCAGUUCAUAAUACCAGUAUGUUGUCGUGGUGACCUCUGCAAUGUAAAGUUACUUUAUGUGCAUACAUAAACACUAGAUAGAUGAUGUCCUAGCAUCAACUUGAUGUAGAAUAGACACACCAAGCCUGCACUUACUUUGACUAGGUGACUAUUUUAGAACAUAUGAGAUAUGUUCACAACUGUAAAGUGACAUUCAAAAGGACAAAAGUAUACUCGAGUGCCAUUUGAUGCAAAAGUAUCUGUAUAGUUACAACUGACUGAUAUAUGUGAUAUUAACUAUUGAAAAGUGCCACUUGUACAGAAACCAUGGUGAAUUGUUAACUUUUUCAGGCUCAAACACAAAAUAAUGGAGAAAAAAAUAAAAUCCUGUAAACUUGGAGCAGUUAGUGGUCCCUCACAACAAACUAAAAACCAUUUAGAUGAUAUAUCAGUUUUUUUCAAGGGAUAAAAAUAUCACAGUGCUCCAAUAUGAUACACACGGCCACAUAGGGGUAUGUUUUGUACACAUUUUAUUUUUUAGAAUGAAGAAGGCAAACAUUUACAUUUAAUAUUGUAACUAACUUUGCUUAUUUUGUUCUUUUUUAAUUGUAAGAUUGUGACAUUUUUUAAUUAAUAACCCCCACAAUUGCUAUAAUUGUAAAUAUUCAAGAAGAAUUUGUGGUAUUUGUUCUCAUUGGUUCUAUGAUUGCGCACCGCCACACUCUUUACACGGUAAAUUUAAGCUGUAUCAUUUUUCCAUGGAAGUCAAAACCACACUGAACUGCUGACAACUGGAUGUUUAACAAGAAAUCUUGGUUAAUGUCCAGCUUUUUUUUUUUUUUUUAAACUCAUUGCCUGGAUCUGACAACGAUAGCCGUACAAUUCAGUUAAACUGGGAGGACUUGUCAAUUCUCUUCAUUCAGUGGCAGUGCU